ACACACCCCAGAGCUGCACACACUGUUUAGUGCGCUAGUAAGCGGCUCUGCAGGGAGAGACCCUUUACGUGGCAGGGAGUCCGGACGUGACAUCUUCAUCUGAGGAAUUGAACUCUUCUUCCCUCCGUUAAUAAAGUGUGCAGCUCCAUCAGCGGGAGGUGAGAGUCACAGGUCAGGAGUCUCCGGUGUCAUGUCCAGCAUGUGGCCGCUUUUCUGGGCUGCGUUUCUUCCAUCCAUCAUCCUGGCUUAUGAAGUGGACUGGAAAAAGCUGGAUGGUCUCGCGAGAGCGAAAGUGGAGACCUGUGGAGGAUGACAGCUGAAUAGACUGAGGGAGGUGAAGGCCUUCGUGACCCAAGACAUCCCUCUGUAUCAUAACUUGGUGAUGAAGCACAUCCCUGGUGCAGACCCUGAGCUCGUCCUCCUGAACCACUACUACGAGGAGCUGGAUCGCAUACCACUGUCACACAUGACCCGUACUGACAUUAACAGUCUUCUGGCGGAGUUGGGCUUCUAUAAAAAAGCACAAGCUGAAGAUGAAGUGCCAGAUGAGUUUCGCUUCUCACCAGCUAAAGACAGCCCCUUCAAAGAGCAUCACACUAGAAAAGCACCCGCAAACAGUGAUCUCCCAGAGGAGCCCCAGCCUGAGAAAGCGACACCACACAAAGAUUUAUAGUCUUUAUACAUGAAAAAUUAAUUAGGAUCAGUAACAAAAUUUUGUCAUAUUUUCCCCAGUCUUGGGCACACACACGUCUGUGCUCUGCUUUUUCCAGUACGGGUGUAGACAGCUGAUCAUAACGAGCUGUUAUGGAGUCCAGUCUCUGCCCAGAUGAGAACUGAAUGAUGCCCCAAACUGUAAAAUCAUCCGAUUGGUUUAGGGCUGAUGAUCUACGUUCUUACUGGUCUAAGUUGGUCUCCAUAGAGUGCUGCAUAAUGAUACCACAGAGACAAAAUGAAUAAAUAAAUAUUUUUAAUUGGAA
Pangasianodon hypophthalmus (striped catfish) is the source of this 977-nucleotide messenger RNA. It is a transcript of the gene selenom, whose product is annotated as selenoprotein M. Gene Ontology annotation, cellular component: endoplasmic reticulum lumen. The transcript is spliced from 5 exons. The record is from RefSeq and is a predicted model, not a curated record. Lineage: Eukaryota; Metazoa; Chordata; Actinopteri; Siluriformes; Pangasiidae. Gene Ontology annotation, molecular function: oxidoreductase activity.